Varanus komodoensis (Komodo dragon) is the source of this 6399-nucleotide messenger RNA. RefSeq names its product EPH receptor A4 (gene EPHA4). Gene Ontology annotation, biological process: axon guidance; cell surface receptor protein tyrosine kinase signaling pathway; protein phosphorylation. Gene Ontology annotation, cellular component: neuron projection; plasma membrane. Gene Ontology annotation, molecular function: transmembrane-ephrin receptor activity; ATP binding; protein binding. The transcript is spliced from 18 exons. Lineage: Eukaryota; Metazoa; Chordata; Lepidosauria; Squamata; Varanidae. The record is from RefSeq and is a predicted model, not a curated record. The coding region runs from base 1 to 2961 and encodes 986 amino acids.
AUGGCUGGGAUUGUAUAUUUCGCCGUCUUUUCGCUUCUUUUUGGGAUUUGCGAGGGGGUCACCGGCUCCCGGAUAUAUCCGGCCAAUGAAGUUACCUUAUUGGAUUCCAGAUCAGUUCAGGGAGAACUUGGGUGGAUAGCAAGCCCACUGGAAGGAGGGUGGGAGGAAGUGAGCAUUAUGGAUGAGAAAAAUACUCCAAUCCGCACAUAUCAAGUCUGCAAUGUGAUGGAGCCAAGUCAGAACAAUUGGCUACGAACUGAUUGGAUUCCCCGUGAAGGGGCUCAGAGGGUUUAUAUUGAAAUCAAGUUCACACUAAGAGACUGCAACAGCCUGCCAGGUGUCAUGGGGACUUGCAAAGAGACUUUUAACCUCUACUACUAUGAGUCAAGCAACGAUAAGGAGCGCUUUAUUAGGGAGAGCCAGUUUGCCAAGAUUGACACUAUUGCAGCUGAUGAGAGCUUCACACAGGUGGACAUUGGUGACAGAAUCAUGAAGCUCAAUACGGAGAUACGUGACGUGGGGCCCUUAAGCAAGAAAGGGUUUUAUCUGGCUUUCCAGGAUGUAGGUGCUUGCAUUGCCUUGGUGUCUGUCCGUGUUUUUUACAAGAAGUGUCCACUGACAGUCCGCAACUUGGCUCAGUUUCCAGAUACGAUCACUGGGGCUGAUACGUCUUCUCUGGUGGAAGUUCGUGGUUCAUGUGUCAACAAUUCAGAGGAGAAGGAUGUGCCAAAAAUGUACUGUGGGGCAGAUGGUGAAUGGCUGGUACCCAUUGGCAACUGCCUAUGCAAUGCUGGGUAUGAAGAACGUAAUGGAGAAUGCCAAGCUUGCAAGAUUGGAUACUACAAGGCCCUUUCGACAGAUGUUGCCUGUGCUAAGUGCCCACCUCACAGUUUCUCCAUCUGGGAAGGUUCUACCUCUUGCACCUGCGACCCAGGCUUUUUCCGAGCGGAAAACGAUGCUGCCUCCAUGCCCUGCACGCGCCCUCCAUCUGCCCCUGAGAACCUGAUUUCCAAUGUCAAUGAGACAUCAGUUAACUUGGAAUGGAGCCCUCCUCAGAACAAAGGUGGCCGUGAGGAUGUUUCCUACAAUGUGGUCUGCAAGAGGUGUGGGGCUAGUGAUCUGAAUCGUUGCCGUUCCUGUGGCAGCGGUGUACACUUCAGCCCUCAGCAGAAUGGUCUGAAAACCACCAGGGUUUCCAUUACUGACCUUUUGGCACACACUAACUACACCUUUGAAAUCUGGGCAGUGAAUGGAGUAUCCAAGCAAAAUCCCAGCCCAGACCAGGCCGUCUCUGUUACUGUGACAACUAACCAAGCAGCUCCUUCACAAAUUGCUUUAAUCCAAGCUAAAGAAAUAACAAGACACAGUGUGGCAUUGGCUUGGCUGGAACCUGAUAGGCCGAAUGGAGUCAUACUGGAAUAUGAAGUCAAAUAUUAUGAAAAGGACCAAAAUGAGCGUAGCUAUCGCAUUGUGAAAACAGCAGCCAGAAAUACAGAUAUCAAAGGCUUGAAUCCUUUGACUUCGUAUGUCUUCCAUGUGAGAGCAAGAACAGCAGCUGGCUAUGGUGACUUCAGUGGGCCAUUUGAGUUCACAACUAACACAGUUCCAUCUCCCAUCAUUGGUGAAGGUACCAACCCCACAGUUCUUCUGGUCUCUGUGGCUGGCAGUGUUGUCCUUGUGGUCAUUCUCAUAGCUGCCUUUGUUAUCAGCAGGAGACGGAGCAAAUACAGUAAAGCCAAGCAAGAAGCAGAUGAAGAGAAACAUUUGAAUCAGGGUGUCAGAACAUACGUAGAUCCUUUUACAUAUGAGGACCCCAACCAAGCCGUGAGAGAAUUUGCGAAAGAAAUUGAUGCUUCCUGCAUAAAAAUUGAAAAAGUCAUAGGUGUUGGUGAAUUUGGUGAAGUUUGCAGUGGCCGUCUCAAGGUGCCAGGAAAGAGGGAGAUCUGUGUUGCUAUCAAGACUCUGAAAGCUGGAUACACAGACAAACAAAGAAGGGACUUUUUAAGUGAAGCCAGCAUUAUGGGACAGUUUGACCACCCCAAUAUCAUCCACUUGGAAGGUGUCGUUACGAAGUGCAAACCAGUCAUGAUUAUAACUGAGUACAUGGAGAAUGGUUCCUUGGAUGCUUUUCUUAGGAAGAAUGAUGGCAGAUUUACCAUCAUCCAGUUGGUAGGAAUGCUUCGAGGCAUUGGCUCUGGGAUGAAGUAUUUAUCUGACAUGAGCUAUGUGCAUCGAGAUCUCGCAGCUCGAAACAUAUUAGUCAACAGCAACUUGGUCUGCAAAGUUUCAGAUUUUGGCAUGUCCCGUGUACUGGAAGAUGACCCUGAAGCAGCCUAUACUACUAGGGGUGGAAAGAUUCCCAUCAGGUGGACUGCACCAGAAGCAAUUGCCUAUCGUAAAUUUACAUCAGCCAGUGAUGUCUGGAGUUAUGGAAUUGUAAUGUGGGAAGUGAUGUCAUAUGGAGAGAGGCCUUAUUGGGAUAUGUCCAACCAAGAUGUUAUCAAGGCCAUUGAAGAAGGGUAUCGGCUGCCACCCCCAAUGGACUGUCCUAUUGCUCUCCAUCAGUUGAUGCUGGACUGCUGGCAGAAGGAACGUAGUGACAGGCCUAAAUUUGGACAGAUUGUCAACAUGCUAGACAAACUCAUCCGCAAUCCCAACAGCUUGAAGAGGACAGGCUCUGAAAACUCCAGGCCUAAUACUGCAUUGUUGGAUCCAAGUUCUCCUGAAUUCUCUGCCAUAGUUUCUGUUGGUGAUUGGCUCCAAGCUAUUAAGAUGGAGCGAUACAAGGAUAACUUCACAGCUGCCAGCUAUACUACCCUAGAGGCUGUGGUGCAUAUGAACCAGGAUGACCUGGCGAGAAUUGGAAUUACUGCCAUUGCACACCAGAAUAAGAUUCUGAGCAGCGUCCAGGCAAUGAGGACCCAAAUGCAGCAAAUGCACGGCAGAAUGGUUCCGGUGUGAGCCAGUACUGAAUAAACUCUAAACUCUUGAAAUUAGUUUACCUCAUCCAUGCACUUUAAUUGAAGAACUGCACUUUUUUUUACUUCUCCUUGCCGUUUGAAAUAAUAAUGAUACUGAUGAUGAUGAUGAUGAUGAUGAUUUGCAGCAUUGAUUGAUAUAUAAAGAUAGCUGAGAGUGUUGCAAGGAGAGAACCUACAGAAAUGACAGUCCGUCAUUUGAGAACAGCCCUGGAACAAAUUGUUUCUUGGAAUAUACUUCUAUGUGGAUCGAUAUUAUGUAUUAUACAUGUAUCUAUAAAACAUCACAUACAAGUUCUGAUGCUGUGUUUGCUGCCCAAUACUGUGCUUAAACAAAGGAAAGUACUGGUGUUCCCUCAACAGCCAUUGGGAUUACAAUCAUUAUGUUUGAUCUGUGGGAUAAACCACAUUUGUUCAUCUUUUAUUGGAAGAAGACUCUUCUGUACCAGGAAAUGUUGGCAUACUUUGAGCAUCAACAGUACUUUGCAGAAAUCUUGAGACAGAAUAUCAUUUAGUUGAUUAUUGCAUCUCCUUCAAGGAUUUGUCCGCUUGCAAGUGGAGACAGAAAACAAUCCUCAUGGAUUACAGGAUUAUUAUUUUAUUAUCAUUAUUAUUUUGAGCAAGGAGUGUUGGUUGUUGUUUUGCCACAGUGAGUCCUAGCUCUCUCACCAUUUCUGAAAACAUCCCAGAGAGCUGUUCUUGGCCAUGGAUAUUCCACAUUUGCAUCCUUUUGCCCUUCUAAGAGACGAUUGUGCAACACUGAAAAGGUAAAAGGAUGCUGCUUUCUUGGACUCAGCCCUUCUUAGUGCCCAUGAUGCCCUAGGAGAAGAAAAGGCCAGAGCCAGAAGCCUUACAGUAUGCCAGUUUACCCAGCACUAACUGUAGAGAAGAUGAACUGUGUAGAAAUAGCUCUGCUUCCUAAAGAGCACCUCUUUGACGUUCUUCCUUUUCUUUUUCUUUUAUUGUCAGCAACAAAAACAAGACAAUAAGGUUCAGAUGUGGCUCUUUCAUUAUCACUUGAGGAAUGUACUGUGUCAAAGCCCUACAGACUUCUCUUUCCUCAUUCCAUUUAUUUAAGCAGAUCCCAAGGGUAUGGAAUGGGCUUCCAUGGGAGGUGGUUGAGGCCCCAUCAGUGAGGGUGCUCAAGGAUAGGCUAGACAUGCACAUGGUGGGCAUGUCGUGAGCAGAGCCGGCUGGAGCUGGGGGUCAGACUAAAUGGCCCAGGAGGCCCCUUCUGACUCGCUCUGUUUCUAUGUUUCUCUAUAUAUAAUUUGUGGCGGGAUGUUGUUUUCUGCAUGUUACUGCUACAUCGGUAUGAGUGUAAGUAGUGGAGCCCUACAAACCAUUAUAAUGGACACCAGAGCCAGGUAUCAUGGCACACAACCAAGCUGAGACUGCUUGUGACAGUAAAGUGAUGAUUUACAGAAAGUGUGCCAUUGUGACAAUAUUGGUAUUUUAAAAUAUAAUGGAAAAUAACUUAUUAUCUCUUCUUGGAAUGCGUGGGGUGAUGUAUGUUAGUGUGUGUGUGUGGGGGGGCAUGCAUGCCCAUCUGUGUGUGUGCAUGUGUUGCCUGUUGCGCAGGAUUACCUGUGAACAUGCAGAUUGCAUCUCAAGAUAACUUAAUGGUUUGUUGCUGAGCUGUUGAGUUACCAGGCCAGUAUGUGAGCUAUGCAAUGAAACACACACACUCCUGAAUGUUCCAGUUCUGUAUCUAUUCAUGUAUUAUGUAGCCGUCACACUAACCUUAACAAAUAGUCUCCAGCCUAGAACAGGGGCACUUUCACCUUAGUUGUGGAGUGAUCCAUAGUGAGUUCCAUGAUGGUGAUAAAGAGUGACAUCAAUAGCCAUUAAUCUUACUGAAGCCUGUUUAUUGUUGAAGCAGCAGGACCUUACGGUGAAGAUAAAGUCUUCAUUCAUCAGUAGGCUGUUUUCAACUGAAUCAUUAAAUAACCUUUACCCCCCACACUUCCUGAAAAAAAUUGUCUUCAAAAGGCUUAUUGAACAUAAACCAAAUAUGCAAUCAUUAUCCAUUCACAGAAGUAAAUGGCUCAGUGCAGCACUUGUGAAGAGUUUGGGUCUGUAAACUGACUUUUGAGCAAUAUACUUUAUUUUUGCCCAAGAUUACAGAAGAUGUUGAAAAUUAGCAAGAGGUUUGCAAAAACUCCAGUGGUCCUAACAUAGAUAAAUCACUCUACAAGGCUGCGAGAGAGGUUUGUUGUGGUAACGAACUUAGUGGUUCUACCUAGGAAAGUUUACAGAGUCUGGAGAGUUCACUGCUAAUUUUCUGUAUGGUGUUCUUGGAGGCAAGCUGAAUGCAGGAGCCUAGGGAAUGAACUGCCAUACCGUAUCUUGAGCUCAGCGGUUGAUGCGCUCGACCUGCUUUCUGGUGGUAGAAGACUCUCCCCUACUGAGAUGCGAUGCAGCACAGCAAACUGAAAAAGGACAGUCAAACCAACAUGCCUUGGGGGGAAAUCAAAGGAAAGAAUGUGUAAAUACUGCAUUAAAAUGUUUGGCAUUCAAUAAGGCCCUAAAAUGGCAUCUCAGGAGUUAUUUUUCAUUCUUGUCUCACCAUCCCUUCCCUUUCUUGUACAGGGAAUUGUACACCCUUGUUUUUUUGCUCAUGUAGUUGUGUUGCUAACAGGCACAACAGUUAAGGAGCCAAGAGGCAUAAACUAUGGACUGUAAAUCUAGCAUUAUUAGACUGAAGGCAAAUGUACUAAAUAUGACUUGGAUGCGGGGAACCAGACAUACAUGCUCAAAAACAACCAGAAUUGAAUAGAGAACUGGCCUUCAUUUCUUCCUGGUUACAGAAGAAACAUCAAGAGAACUCUUAACACAGCAAACCUCUGUACAUUAGGAAAUUGUUUUGCUCACAACCUCACUGGUUGAUGUUGUCCCGGUUUCUUGCUGUAUUAACUUUGUGAUGGAUCUAUGUAUUAAAUAUAUAUAUAUAUAUGUAUAAACAAAAAUAAGCUGGUUAUUUCCAGCAAACAGAACUUCAAAGCAGUAUUUUUCUUUUACAUGACAUUUUCAUAACCAGAAAGAAAGCAUCCUGAAUAAUAAUUAGAUGAAUAAAAAAGAGUGCAUUUAUUUUUUGUAUCACUACAAGUAUGUUGGAAUAUGCAAGGACUGUGGUUUAAAAAUUAGAAUGUAUGAGGCAUAUAAUAAUUUAGUCCAUACUGGGAAAAAUCUUAACAGUGCAUUACUUGGUUUGCAAAUUUGAAUGAUCUCUCAGUUAGAAAUAUAGAUUUUCUAUUUUGUUUUAAUUUGUAAUUUUCCCCUCUCCAUCAAUCUUAGGUACACAUAACUUAUGUCAUUUAUUUAUGGUCUUUUAUACCUAGUUUGUAAAAUUGUAAAAUAGCAAACUAAAUGCAAAAGUUUGCAUUUGAAAAUAAUAAAGUAGUUGCUGUACAAAUUCAAA